CCAGAAGUGGGCGAGAGCUACAAUACAACAGAAAAUGAUCAGACAUGCAGGGUCUGACUCCACAUCUGCUGGACCUGAAGUCCAGAAGAAGCUCAAAUUAAAUCUGAUAAAGAAGUUUCAGUGUGUAAAUGAAGUGAUCACAAAGCAGGGAAACCCAACACUUCUGAAUGAGAUCUACACCGAGCUCUAUAUCACAGAGGGAGAAAGUGGAAAAGUCAAUAAUGAACAUGAGGUGAGGCAGAUCGAGGCAGCAUCCAGGAGAGCAGCAACAGAGCACAUGCCCAUCAAAUGUAACAACAUCUUUGAACCUUUAUCAGACCAAGAUGAACCUAUCAGGACUGUCCUGACUAAGGGUGUCGCUGGCAUUGGAAAAACCGUCUCUGUACAGAAGUUCAUUCUGGAUUGGGCUGAAGGGAAAGAGAAUCAGGACGUCCACCUCAUAUUUCCACUUCCUUUCAGAGAGCUAAAUUUAAUGAAGGACCACAAACUGAGUCUGAUGGAUCUCCUUCAUUUCUAUUUUCAGGAAAUAAAAGAAACUGACAUUUCCAGCUUGUACAAAGUUCUGUUUAUUUUUGAUGGGUUGGAUGAGUGUCGUUUACCUCUAGAUCUCCAGAACUCAGUGAGAUUGAGUGAUGUAAAUGAAUCAGCAUCAGUUCAUGAGCUGCUGAUGAACCUCAUCAAAGGGAAUCUGCUUCCUUCUGCUCUGAUCUGGAUCACCUCCCGUCCAGCAGCAGCUGAUCAGAUCCCCUCUGAGUGUAUCGAUCGAGUGACGGAGGUACGAGGAUUCACUGAUCCACAGAAGGAGGAGUACUUCAGGAAGAGGAUCAGUGAUCAGAGUCUUGUCAGUAGAAUCAUCUCACACCUGAAGUCAUUAAGAAGCCUCUACAUCAUGUGUCACAUUCCGGUCUUCUGCUGGAUUACAGCCACAGUUCUAGAGAGGAUGUUUGGUGAAGCAGAGAGUGGAAAGAUCCCCAAAACUCUGACUCAAAUGUACACUCACUUCCUCAUCAUUCAGACCAACGUCAUCAGAAAAAAGUACAUGAAGAAUCAGGAGGAAGGAGAAAUGAUCCUCAAACUGGGAAAACUGGCUUUUGAGCAUCUGAUCAAAGGAAACCUGAUCUUCUAUGAAGAAGAUCUGAUGGAGUGUGGCAUUGAUGUUCAGGAAGCCUCAGUGUACUCAGGUGUGUGUACACAGAUCUUCAGAGAGGAGUUUGGACUUCACCAGAGUAAAGUGUACUGCUUUGUUCAUCUCAGCAUUCAGGAACAUCUCGCAGCUCUAUAUAAGCACCUGACCUUCAUGAAUGAAGAGACAAAUGUUCUUCAACAGAGUCUGUCCUCAAAACUGAGAAUGCUGAAGAGAAAACAAAUCUCAGAUCUACACAAGAGUGCUGUAGAUCAGGCAUUACAGAGUAAGAAUGGACAUCUAGAUUUUUUUCUUCGCUUUCUUCUGGGUCUCUCACUGAAGUCCAAUCAGAAUAUCUUACAAAGCUUAGUGACACAAACAGGAAGUGACUUUCACAACAAACAAAAAACAGUUCAGUACAUUAAGGAAAAGAUCAGUGAGAAUCCCUCAACAGAGACAUCCAUUAAUCUGUUCCACUGUCUGAAUGAACUGGAUGAUCAUUCACUAGUUCAAGAGAUCCAACAAUACAUGAAAUCUGGAGAACUAAAACAAACUAAACUCUCUGAUUCUCAGUGGUCAGCUCUGGUCUUCAUGUUACUGACAUCAGCAGAUGACCUGGAUGUGUUUUACCUAAUACGUUAUACCAACCAGUACAGCUCACCAGAUGAAGUUUUUCUGAAACUGAUGCCGGUGGUUGCAGCAUCCAGAGCAGCUCGGCUUGGUUUGUGUGAACUAAAAGAUAAAAGUUAUGAAGCUCUGGCCUCAGUGCUCAGCUCAGAAUCCUCCAGUCUGAGAGAACUUCAUCUGUCUGAUAAUAAACUAGGAGAUUCAGGAGUGAAGCGUCUCUCUGCUGUACUGGAGAAUCCUCACUGUAAACUGGAGAUACUGAGGUUGUAUAAUUGUGGUGUAUCAGAUGAAGGUUGUUCUGCUCUGGCUUCAGCUCUGAGAUCAAACCCCUCACACCUGAGAGAACUUCAUCUGUCUGAUAAUAAACUAGGAGACUCAGGAGUGAAGUGUCUCUCUGCUGGACUGGAGAAUCCUCACUGUAAACUGGAGAUACUGGGGUUAAAUUAUUGUGGUGUAUCAGAUGAAGGUUGUUCUGUUCUGGCUUCGGCUCUGAGAUCAAACCCCUCACACCUGAGAGAACUUCAUCUGUCUGGAAAUAAUCUAACAAAAUCUGAUAUGACACUCCUCUCUGAUCUAAGGCGUGAUGACCGAUUCAGACUGGAGGUUCUGAGGUUUUGGUGAUAAACUCGAAGAUUAAAAGCAGAGAUUAUUUCUGACCAUAGAGUUGAUUUACAGAUGUGAUUAAAACCUUUUCUACAGUUUCCCAGUCAUGUCAUGAUGUCUGAAUCCUGCACAGUUUCAUUUUCUCAUUCACAUCCUGUACAGAUGUUUUAAUCACAAGAAGAAAGUGUUUAUGAU
Messenger RNA from Trichomycterus rosablanca, 2548 nucleotides. RefSeq names its product protein NLRC3-like. The transcript is spliced from 6 exons. Gene Ontology annotation, molecular function: protein binding. Gene Ontology annotation, biological process: intracellular signal transduction. The record is from RefSeq and is a predicted model, not a curated record. Lineage: Eukaryota; Metazoa; Chordata; Actinopteri; Siluriformes; Trichomycteridae. Bases 35 to 2371 code for a protein of 778 amino acids.